GCUCUCUACCCUUCUCCUCUACCCCUGGCGGGGAGUCAGAGCGUCCCUCCCUGUGGAUCUAGGAGGCAUGUUCAGGAGUGCAGCAGCCAUCUCUGGGCACCUGGUGGGGCCGCUCUGGGGGAAGAAGGUCGGAGCCUCGCUCACCCGGUGCUUGCAUCAGACUCUCACCAUGGCCAAGCGACUGCAGGCCCACCGCCUGGACGGGAUUGACCACAACCCCUGGGUGGAGUUUACUAGGUUGGCCAAUCAGUAUGAGGCCGUCAACUUGGGCCAGGGCUUCCCUGACUUCUCACCCCCAGACUUCGCUCUGGAAGCUUUUCAGCAGGCCAUCAGCGGGGAUAUAAUGCUCAACCAGUACACCAUGGCGUUUGGUUAUCCACCCCUGACCAGGAUCCUGGCAGAUUUCUUUGGCAAGCUGCUGGGCCAGGAGUUGGAUCCACUCAAGAAUGUGCUGGUGACGGUGGGUGCCUAUGGAGCCCUGUUCACAGCUUUCCAGGCCCUGGUAGAUGAAGGUGAUGAGGUCAUCAUUAUUGAACCCUUCUUUGACUGCUAUGAGCCCAUGACACUGAUGGCCGGGGGUCGCCCUGUGUUUGUGUCCCUGAAACCGAGCCACACCCCUGAGGGCGGACUGAAACUCAGCAGUGACUGGCAGCUGGACCCCACAGAACUGGCCAGCAAGUUCACAUCCCAUACCAAAGCUUUGGUCCUCAAUACACCCAACAAUCCCCUGGGAAAGGUGUUCUCGAAGUCAGAAUUGGAGCUGGUGGCCAGCCUGUGUCAGCAGCACGACGUGCUGUGCAUCUCUGACGAGGUCUACCAAUGGCUGGUCUAUGACGAGCACCAGCACAUCAGCAUCGCCAGCCUCCCUGGCAUGUGGGAACGGACCCUGACCAUCGGCAGUGCGGGCAAAACCUUUAGUGCCACAGGCUGGAAGGUAGGCUGGGUCUUGGGUCCGGAUCAUAUCAUGAAGCACUUGAGGACUGUGCACCAGAACUCUGUCUACCACUGUCCCACCCAGGCACAGGCUGCAGUCGCCAAGAGCUUUGAGCAGGAGCUGAGACACUUGGGCCAGCCCAGCAGCUACUUUGUGCAGCUUCCCCAGGCCAUGCAGCACAACCGGGACCACAUGAUCCGCAGCCUGCGGUCUGUGGGCCUGGAUCCCAUCAUCCCCCAGGGCAGCUACUUCCUCAUCACAGACAUCCUGCAGAUCAAGAACAAGAUGCCUGACUUGCCUGGUGCUGCGGACGAGCCCUAUGACAGACGCUUCGUCAAAUGGAUGAUCAAGAACAAGGGCCUGGUGGCCAUCCCGGUGUCCAUCUUCUACAGUGGGCCACAUCAGAUGGAUUUUGACCACUACAUCCGCUUCUGUUUUGUGAAGAAUGAAGGCACACUCCGGGCCAUGGAUGAGAAGCUGCAGAACUGGAAGGCAGAGCUCAAGCCCUAGUGCCACCUCUCUGGUACCUGGCUUCAACCUGGUUCUAACCAGUCUGGCACUGGAGGACGGGACUUGGGAUGUCAGGGAGGAGCUCCCCUUUUUCAGGAGACUUAGGCGUCCCCUCCCGAAGUGCCUCACUCCUGAGUCAGAGUUGAAGGGGGCCUCACUUUAGCCUCCUCCUAUCACUCUCUUUAAUAAGUUGUAGGGUUGCCUCUUUUGGGUGUUCAGCCAUGGCUGGGACAGAAAGGGCAGAGUAUCAGGCCUGAAUCCCCAGCCCUGUCCCUGUCCUGGUCCCAGAGUUGCUCAGGGUCCUCUCCACCUCUCCUUAUCUUGUCUGGUCCUCAGGGUGCUGGCCUCAGGAUUGAGUUCUUUUAUCCAUAAUAAAGGCUUAAGUUAUUGAAACUCUG
This is a messenger RNA of Dipodomys spectabilis (banner-tailed kangaroo rat), 1842 nucleotides long. RefSeq names its product kynurenine aminotransferase 1 (gene Kyat1). The transcript has 13 exons. Gene Ontology annotation, cellular component: cytoplasm; mitochondrion. The record is from RefSeq and is a predicted model, not a curated record. Bases 68 to 1444 code for a protein of 458 amino acids. Lineage: Eukaryota; Metazoa; Chordata; Mammalia; Rodentia; Heteromyidae. Gene Ontology annotation, molecular function: pyridoxal phosphate binding; L-kynurenine:2-oxoglutarate transaminase activity. Gene Ontology annotation, biological process: biosynthetic process.